Amoebophrya sp. A25 is the source of this 506-nucleotide messenger RNA. Lineage: Eukaryota; Dinophyceae; Syndiniales; Amoebophryaceae. The record is from the annotation of a GenBank genome assembly.
AUGUGCCUAGUCGGUCACGCGACGCCCGGCGACUGCUUAGUGCUGCACGCACCCAGCAAGGAGCAUCUGGUGGAAAAACUCUACUUGGUAGAGAACGUGAAGGAAUCGGAAGUCGCUAGUAUAACCUUGAAGUACGGCGUGGACUGUGGCGACGUCACCGCAGAGGAAGCGAUCAUGGACGCGACCGCCGCCGUUGACAACGCAACAGACCUGGCGGCAGACAACUCUGCGUGGGGCGACUCCACUUGGGGCGACUGGUUUGGCGGAGCAUCCUCUUCUACAACUGCUGCCACGGAUGAAGCAAAGGAACCAGAUUCCAGUGAAGCGAGGAAGAAAGCUGGACAGCACAGUAGCAGGAGCUCUGCCUCUGCCGGAAACUCAAACACGAAAAAAGGCUCUCUGACGUCUUCUUCGAAGAACCCGACAUCGACUAUUAUUUCGAAGUUAACCGCGAGCGAAUGGAGAGUGGAGCGUCGUUACGCAGAGCUGCUUGUUUUCUUAGCCGC